This is a messenger RNA of Penicillium cinerascens, 1959 nucleotides long. RefSeq lists its product as uncharacterized. The record is from RefSeq and is a predicted model, not a curated record. Gene Ontology annotation, molecular function: protein binding. The coding region runs from base 1 to 1959 and encodes 652 amino acids. Lineage: Eukaryota; Fungi; Ascomycota; Eurotiomycetes; Eurotiales; Aspergillaceae. Gene Ontology annotation, biological process: protein polyubiquitination. The transcript is spliced from 2 exons.
AUGGACAAGCUGCCGGUAGAGAUCCUGACCAAAAUCAUCGACUUUCUCACCCCGCGUGAGAAGGUUCAGCUACAAUUGGUCUCCAAGAAGAUCUUUGACCUAGCCCGCGAUAAUAAUCUCUGGAAACUACACUGCUAUGAGCAGUCAUGGGCUGCUUUGCAGGCUUCCCGUCCCUCUGGCCGGAACUCGGAGAGUCUGCUUACGAAUGAGACCGCGUCCCUGAGCACCUUGGGGCAGAACUCGUUGCGCGAUCUCAUUCAGCCCGCUGUUCCACGACCAGAAGAUGGUGGUGUCGAGGGUCACCGAGGGUUGUCUCUGAGCGCGAGAGCGAGGGCAGCGGUGGAGUGGGAUUCGUCUGCAGAGGGAGAACAUGUGGAUUGGUAUUCGGAAUAUAUUGCUCGCCAUGGACCAUUAUCUUUUUCAUGGGUGCAGCAACCUUUACGUUCAAAGGGCGACGGACGAAGGCGCGAGCCCUACGAGAUCAAGGGCAUGGGGUUGCUGAAAGACUGGAGCUCUGCACGAGAAAAUAAGAUCGUUGCACCGCUCGACGAUGGCAGCGUCUGUAUUUGGGAUUUGAACCAUUCUCACUCCGCCGUUUCACAAUCAGGGAGAGGCAGGAUUCUUGGGACGAGUGAGCCCGGCGUUCUCAUGAGGAAUCUUUCGGGGCGAAGAGAGCGCUCGCCUUCAAAAUCUCCUUUGGAGUUCAUCAACCUCGGUGAGGGUGUCAGUGUAGACUCGUUUCGGCGACGAGCCUACCUUGCCAUCGGGAAUGUCCUCAAUGAGGUUGAUCUAGAGACCCUCCGGGUUAUCUCACAACAGCGCUAUCCUUGGUCCAUCUUCGCGCUUUCUCAAGAGACUGAUUAUUCAGUGCCACUAACGCUAGCCACUACGCUUAGCCUGCAGAUCCAUGACUCUAGAUUGUCGGCUGCGGAAGAAGAGGAGGCAAUCAGCUUGCGAUGCGAGAAGAACUCCGCGCCGUUGGUUCCAGAGCUGGACAUCUUUCCACACUACGACUCGCCGCAGCUCCAACUACAACCGAACGGUCUGCCUCCACGUCGAAUCCGCAGCCCGGGUCCUGAGCAAGAAAACUAUGCGCCGCUCUUCCAGCCCGGCCCUCUUUCUAUAUUGCAUCCCCCCGCCCCUCAUGUAAACACCAUUUUGCUGGCUGGGAGAUUCCCCAGCAUUCUCUGCUAUGACCGCCGCUUCUUCCCUCGCCUGCAAAGCACAGUUCAUUCCGGCGGCCGCCUAUGCGGUCUUGCCUCUGCUCCUGGGCCCCGCUUUCCCGUUUUCUCAGACUCCGUCUACCCAGAAUCGCACGCCGUAGUGGCUUGCGGCGAGUACAACGGCAGAGGCUCCCUUGAACUUUACAAUCUUCAAUCCUCAUCCAAAGAUAGCGGUAACCGCAACCCAUCCGCGAGAUCAUCACAAUUGACCCCGGCGUAUAAGAAUCGACAAAGUGCGGCUAGCUCCAAGCUCCUGUCUGUGGCAUCCCACGGCAAUCGCCUCGUCUACUCCGACUCCGAGGGGAAUAUCAAAUGGGUGGAGCGAAACGGCAGAGCAGAGGUACGCCGGUGGAAUCUCAAUAUUUCGCAGCCACACGAUCCAUCACAACCGCGCGGUCUGUGGCCAAGUUCUGGACCGCAGAACCAGAGCAACGAGGUGGCGCGAAAAAUCCUCCCUACUGAAGGAAACCUUUCUGGUGACGAGUUGCUCGUUUGGACAGGAGAGCGCAUUGGGCGCAUCAGAUUCUCCGUUCCUGCAGAUCAGGAUAUUGGCAAUGAGGAUGAGGAAGAUGACUUGUUCAUGCAUGCAGAAGUCGACGAGGCGACUCGGGAAGCUAUGCGAAAGAAGCAUCGCGACGAGUGGGAGAAGGAGACGAGAUAUGAGGAAGCCAUGCGACAAGCACUGGAGAGACAAGCGGACGAGGUGCGAUGGAUGGGAACGGACGGGAUGAGCUGA